CCAGCUGCAUCCAUCACUAGCCUUAGCAGCCCAGGGGAAGAGGGGGACUCAUUCUAUCCAAAAAGCUGAAACUCUCCAAUCUGCCACCGUGGACUCUGCAGAGGAAUCAGCUGUUGGUAUAUACGCCAUGAGUACCCUGAAAAACGACAAUGAGCACAACAAUAACAUAGAAGAAGAGGUACGAACGCUAUUCGUCAGUGGUCUCCCGAUUGACAUCAAACCUAGAGAACUAUACUUGCUUUUCCGACCAUUCAAAGGUUAUGAAGGAUCCCUGAUCAAGCUAACCUCAAAGCAGCCUGUUGGCUUUGUCACAUUUGAUAACAGGGCUGGGGCUGAAGCAGCAAAGAAUGCAUUGAAUGGCAUUCGGUUUGACCCAGAGAACCCACAAACUUUACGGCUAGAGUUUGCCAAGGCUAACACAAAGAUGGCAAAGAACAAACUAAUGGCUACCCCAAACCCCACAAACCUCCACCCUGCACUUGGAGCACACUUCAUUGCACGAGAUCCAUAUGACCUAACAGGGGCUGCACUAAUCCCAGCGUCUCCAGAGGCCUGGGCUCCAUACCCACUCUACACAACAGAGUUGACACCAGCAAUACCCCAUGCUGCCUUUACAUACCCUGCCGCGGCAGCUGCAGCCGCUGCACUUCAUGCACAGAUGCGCUGGUAUCCUCCCUCUGAAGCCACCCAGCAAGGAUGGAAAUCUCGCCAGUUCUGCUAAAAGCUAUUUAAUUUCUUCAACUUUGGCUCUCCAUGAAGUGAUGUACCUGGGCAUGAUCUGGCUGUGUCAUUAAAUUAUAUCCUCUUUCCAGAUGCCUCCAAAUGUUUGGACAACUCAUCCAUCAUGGAGCCUUUAUAACACUGCUUUCAGUACAGACCUCUGCUGUCUACAGAAUAAACACUGGUUACUCCUUCAAACCAGGGUCUAACUGCAGAGGCCCAUUUAUGUGACCUCAAACAUUGGGUUGAAGAAGGCAUGGUUGUUAGAGUGAAAGACUGUUAAAGUAAUUUCUGUAAUGGGAAGGUUUUUUCUUUUGCAUGUUGCUUCUCUGGCAUGAAUUAACGAUAUUGGUGUGUACUUGUUAAAUCUACUGCUUGUGUAACAAUUGCCGCAAGUCUCUAUAGAAUCCCUUUUGGAUUAUUUAUCAUGCUUCUGUGAAGGCUUAGCUCAAUGCUCCCAUUCCCCUUUAAGUUAAAGUGCACUGUUCUUUGGUCGCUAACUUACACCUUCAGUUUUUUUAUUUUUUUGCAUCUUUAUCGGAGAGUUUGUUCUUGCCAAAUAUAAUGUAACCUUAUGGGGAAACAGAGCAAAAGUACCAGUAUUUUUGUAACUUGUUUAAUAAGGAAAUAUUUAUGCAUUUAAGUGUUUUUUCUUUUUUGUGUGAUUAUUAAAAAGAAUAUAUUCUGUCAUAAGUUAAUGUUCGGUUAAAAGUGUGGAGGUUCAGUAUAGCUUGUUUACUGUACUUGAACAAUGGUGCAAUUUUUGUUGCAGUCUACUGCUUAAUAUUGAUAUUUCAGUAUUAAAGGAAUCUUGCUUGUCUGGAGGUUAAACUUCUCCACUGCUGAUCCUAUGAAAAUGUGAUACUGGAUACAAAUAUAUAAAUAUAAAAAAUAAA
Pelobates fuscus (common spadefoot toad) is the source of this 1616-nucleotide messenger RNA. It is a transcript of the gene RBPMS2, whose product is annotated as RNA binding protein, mRNA processing factor 2. Lineage: Eukaryota; Metazoa; Chordata; Amphibia; Anura; Pelobatidae. The record is from RefSeq and is a predicted model, not a curated record. The coding region runs from base 128 to 721 and encodes 197 amino acids. The transcript is spliced from 8 exons. Gene Ontology annotation, molecular function: mRNA binding; protein homodimerization activity. Gene Ontology annotation, biological process: negative regulation of smooth muscle cell differentiation.